AUGACGAUCAAUAUUAAUAUAAAGACAUCAGUUGGUGACAAGUUUGCUGUUGAUGUCGACACUAGUAUUCUCGUAUCAGAGUUUAAAGGUUUAUUGGCUACUAAAUCAGGUAUCCCAGCUGAACAACAAAGAAUUAUAUAUUCUGGUCAUGUAUUAAAAGAUCAUCAAAAGUUAUCAGAAUAUAAUGUUCAAGAAGGACAUACUGUACAUUUAGUAAAAGGAGCAGCUCCACCAACUCCACCACCACCAACAGAGCAAGCACCAAAUGCCAAUACUCAACCAGCACCAAUGCAAAUACCUGGUAUGCCAUCAAACAUGGGUCAAAUGCUCCAGAAUCCAAUGAUGCAAGAGAUUCUAAACUCUCCAAUGUUUCAAAACAUAUUUGACAAUCCCGAUACCUUUAAGGAAAUGAUUUUAAAUAAUCCCGAAAUGAGAGAAGUUAUGAAUAGAAAUCCUGAAAUGGCUCAAGUUUUAAAUGAUCCAAGAGCACUUAGACAAUCAUUUGAAAUGAUGCGUAAUCCAGAAUUGAUGCGUGAAAUGAUGCGUAAUGCUGAUAGAGCUAUGAUUAACAUUGAAAAUCACCCAGAAGGUUUUAAUCUCCUUCGUAGAAUGUAUACAAAUGUACAAGAACCAUUAUAUAAUGCAGCAAAUCAAGCAGCAGCCAAUCAACAAAACAACAAUCCAUUUUCAUCUUUAUUCAACAAUAAUACCAACAAUGCAAAUUCUGAUCAACCAUUACCAAAUCCAUGGGCACCACAACCAACCCCAACUACAACCGGUGCUACUGGAACUGGUGCAUCAUCCAACAAUACUACUACUAGUGGCGGCAACACAACUACUAGUCCAAACAGUAACGCAUCAAAUCCAUUUGCCAGUAUGUUUGGUGGUAUGGGAGGAAUGGGAGGAAUGGGGGGAAUGGGAGGAAUGGGCGGUGGCAGCAAUCCAUUUGGAUUGUCACCAGAACAAAUGUCUCAAAUGUUAUCAUCACCAGAGGUUCAAGGCAUGAUGCAACAAUUAAUGUCAAAUCCACAAUUUAUGGAACAAACAAUCAACUCUAAUCCACAACUCCGUCAAAUGGUUGAUCAGAAUCCACAAAUGAGAGAGGCACUUUCACGUCCUGAAAGUUUGGAAAUGUUUAGAAACCCUCAAAACCUUCAAGCACUUCUUCAACUUCAGCAAUCUUUAUCUACUCUUCAAAAUAAUGGAAUGUUUGGUGGAGCAUCAGGAAUGCCACCAGCAGGAAUGCCAGCAGGAAUGGAAAAUAUGUUUAGUGGUAUGGGAGGAAUGGGAGGAAUGGGCAAUUUUGCCAAUAUGUUUGGUGGAACGGGUGGAGCUACUGGUCAAAGACCAGGCACAACUUCUCCUACACAAGCCGCUGCCAAUCAAGAACCACCCGAACAAAGAUUCACUGUUCAAUUACAACAACUCAGAGAUAUGGGAUUCCUCGAUCCAGCCGAAAAUAUUCAAGCUCUUUUACAAACUGGUGGAAAUGUAAAUGCUGCUAUUGAAAGAUUACUUCGUUAA
This is a messenger RNA of Cavenderia fasciculata, 1524 nucleotides long. It is a transcript of the gene sonA, whose product is annotated as UAS domain-containing protein. Bases 1 to 1524 code for a protein of 507 amino acids. Lineage: Eukaryota; Evosea; Eumycetozoa; Acytosteliales; Cavenderiaceae. Gene Ontology annotation, cellular component: cytosol. Gene Ontology annotation, molecular function: polyubiquitin modification-dependent protein binding. The transcript has 5 exons. Gene Ontology annotation, biological process: ubiquitin-dependent protein catabolic process. The record is from RefSeq and is a predicted model, not a curated record.